CAUGUAACAAAUGAGGAAGGUGGAGCCCUUUGUGGUAUCCUUUCUGGUGUAAUUGUAUGCCCUCCUGCUUUUGGACGUACAUUUGGAUUUGGGCCUCUUGAAAUGGAGGCCAUUGACCUAGGCAGGGCAGCCACCCCUAACCGCAUUCCGAGCGGGCUGCUGCCCCUCAGGGCCGGGGCUGGCUCCCCACAGGCCCGGCACAGCCUGCCCUGCCUGCCCAGGAAGCCCGCAGUGCCCCAGGCCUGCGCACGGCCUCCGGGCCGCGGCCACCCCGCUCCCCUCAGCCCCGCACCGCGUGGGAACGGCUGCCGCCUCACGCCAGGCACUGAGGUACACCGGCCCCGCGUGGUUCCCGGCCCGCCCGGGCCCUCAGCCCCGGCACACCGGCCGCCUGCGCCCGCCGGCGCCACCGGGAAGGUGGGACCCGCCAUUGCUGCGCAUAGUUUAUGUCAGCGGUUAGCACUUAUAGCUGCAGUGAGUUCUCUAGAUAUAGGGUGUAACCAAAUGGGCACAGAGGGUUGGUCUCAACUCAGUGCCCAUUGCUCAGCUAGGACUGCACUUAGCAUGGCGUGCAAUGCACAUCAUUGAUGACUGAUGCCACCCAUUUCCGGCAAGUCUUUGGUCUUCUGUGGAGUCCACUGAAGAAAGAUUGUGAUUUUUUCCUAUGUUGUGGGCAUUAGAGAAAUGAUAUGAUACUCUAUGGUGUGACGAACGUUAGCCUAGCUCACUCUAUUAAUGGUCAUCAAUGGCUGUUUGCAGGUCUUUCUUUGAUGGAGGCAAAAAAGUUAAGUUCCUAUUUCCAUUUCACUGAGCCUGUUAACCUGAAGAAUAAAACCCUGCUGGAAAAGGCUGACCUCGACCCAUCCACUGACUUUCUAGACUCUCUGGAGCAUGAUAUCCCACAAGGCUCCUGGACUGUCCAGCUAGAGAAGGGAGGCACUGUGGUGGUGCUGCGGAGCCUGCUGCGGCUGGGACUGAUGUUCUACCAUGUCCCAAUGACCGAGCAGUACGGCUAUGUCUGCUUCGGCACUGGCGAGAAGAACUUGGAUCUGCCCUUCAUGCUGUGACUCGCCUGUCUGGGAUGAGGGCUCGAGAACAUUUAGAUUUUAUACUUAGGAGACUUUUGUUUACUGCUUGUUCUAAUAAAUGUGUGAAACCUCUGC
This is a messenger RNA of Falco peregrinus (peregrine falcon), 1163 nucleotides long. RefSeq names its product radial spoke head protein 9 homolog. Gene Ontology annotation, biological process: axoneme assembly; cilium movement involved in cell motility; motile cilium assembly. Bases 690 to 1067 code for a protein of 125 amino acids. Gene Ontology annotation, cellular component: axoneme. The record is from RefSeq and is a predicted model, not a curated record. Lineage: Eukaryota; Metazoa; Chordata; Aves; Falconiformes; Falconidae. The transcript has 2 exons.